Messenger RNA from Mesoplodon densirostris (Blainville's beaked whale), 774 nucleotides. RefSeq names its product general transcription factor IIF subunit 2-like. The coding region runs from base 1 to 774 and encodes 257 amino acids. Gene Ontology annotation, cellular component: transcription factor TFIIF complex. The transcript has a single exon. Gene Ontology annotation, biological process: transcription by RNA polymerase II; transcription initiation at RNA polymerase II promoter. NCBI's taxonomy places the organism in Eukaryota, Metazoa, Chordata, Mammalia, Artiodactyla, Ziphiidae. The record is from RefSeq and is a predicted model, not a curated record.
AUGGCCUCCAGAGGCAGCAGACGCAAGCCCCAGAGCAUUGCACUCAGCUUGGAGGGAAUCCAACAGAACCAGCGGAUGUGGCUGGUGAAGCUUCCUAAAUACCUGUCACAGCAGUGGUCUGAAGCUUCUGGAAGCGGUGAAGUAGGGAAGUUGCAGAUUGCCAAAAAUCAAGGAAAGUCUGAAAUCUCAUUUAUUUUGAAUAAGGAACUUACAGGCAUUCGGGGUACAGAUGGACAACCUGCCCCGGUCACUGUUCCCAGGGAGCAUCAGCUUGUCUUGCAGGGGGUCAGAGAGCAGGUCCUCACAGUGCUGACUGAGCAUGCACCAGAUCAGCUCUCCCUGGAAGGAACGGUGGUACAUCGGGGAGAAUGCAGACCUACUCUGAGUGAAAACUACAUGAGGCUGAAGAGAAAGCAAAUAGAGGAGGCUUCCAAACCUGCCAGAACCGUACAGAAACUGGAGAGGGUAGUCACGACCAAUUAUAAACCUGUUGCCAAUCAUCAGUACAAUAUUGAAUAUGAGAAGAAAAAGAAAGAAAGUGGAAAGAGAGUGAAGUCUGAUAAAGACCAAGUUUUAAGCUUGCUAUUUGCUGCCUUUGAGAAACACCAGUAUUAUAAAAUAAAGGACUUGGUUGACAUCACUAUGCAACCUGUGGUGUACCUGAAGGAAAUCUUGAAUGAAAUCGGUGUUCGUAAUUUAAAAGGGCCCCACAAAAACACAUGGGAGCUAAAAGCAGAGUACCGGUAUUAUCCGGCAGCAGCCAAGAAUGAGUGA